This is a messenger RNA of Ostreobium quekettii, 2160 nucleotides long. The record is from the annotation of a GenBank genome assembly. Lineage: Eukaryota; Viridiplantae; Chlorophyta; Ulvophyceae; Bryopsidales; Ostreobiaceae.
AUGCGCAAACGCCUUGCCGCGGUCGUCCUGCUAUGCUUGCUGUCUGGCUGCCUUCCGGUUCGCAGAUCCUGUAAAGGCGCUGGCGCCGCUGCGGGGCCCGAGGGCGGUGGCGAUCGCACGGAUCGCUGCCCGGCGCCACGGGCCCACGCGCCGUUUUCGAGGGACCGCGUUUGCGCCCAGUCGAGGUGGCCGGAGGCCGCGCGCGGAUACCCUGUAUUGCCCCUUCGUGAAGAUUCGGAUAUCUGCUCUGCGGCAUAUACUCCUGUGGAAGAGAUGGCCGAGCCGGACCCCGUUUCCCAGUCCAAUUUUCGCCAAAUUCACGUCACGCAUUCGGACUACGAGCUGGAUAUCGAUUUUGCAGCACUAAGGAUGGAAGGCUUUGUUCAGCUGACAGCUGUUGUCAAGGAGGAUGGCUGUACAAAACUUGUGUUAGACACCCGUGACUUGACGAUUAUAAAGACCUGCAUACUGCCAUCCAAGUGUGAGAAGGGAGUGGACUUUUCUAUUGGAAGUGCGGACAAGGUGUUGGGAUCGUCCCUAACGGUGGAGCUUCCUGACAACCUGACAAAGGGUCAACAGGUGGUGGUGGGAGUUCACUUCAAGACAUCACCAGAAAGCACAGCUAUGCAGUGGCUUGAACCUGCACAAACGGCAGGUGGCACCCACCCCUACUUGUUCACGCAGUGCCAGGCGAUCCAUGCACGAUCCUUCGUGCCCUGCCAGGAUUCUCCUGGUGCAAAGAUGACGUAUUCAGCUGCUGUGAGGGUGCCAGGGCAGCUGACUGCCCUGAUGAGUGCUGUUCCAGUGGAAACAAAGCCCAAACCAGAUUUCAGCAUCCUUGAUGCAAAACCUAGGACGCAGACCUUCUACUUUGAGCAGAAGAUUCCAAUCCCACCUUACCUGUUGGCACUUGUUGUUGGAGAGCUUGAAUCUCGCGAACUGAGCCCCAGGACACGAGUAUGGUCAGAGCCUUCAGUGGUGGACUCAGCUGCGCAUGAAUUUGCCGAGACCCCUCAGUUUCUGGAUGCAGGCGAGCUAUUUGCAGGGGAGUAUGUGUGGGGGCGCUAUGAUCUUCUUGUGCUUCCUCCAUCAUUUCCCUAUGGGGGAAUGGAAAAUCCCUGUCUCACGUUUGUAACUCCAACGUUGUUAGCUGGGGACAGAUCACUGGCCAAUGUGAUCAUUCAUGAGAUUUGCCACAGCUGGACGGGCAACCUGGUCACCAAUGCCAAUCACAAUCAUUUCUGGCUCAAUGAAGGCUGGACAGUUUUCCUGGAGCGCAAGAUCUUGGGACAUGUCUUUGGAGAAAAAAUUGCUCAAUUCCAUGCAGCAAAUGGACAUUUGGACCUCAUUGCUGAGGUGGAGAGGUUUGGGCCCAAGCAUCCAUGGACGAGGAUGGUGGUGGACAUCCAGGGGGGCAUGGACCCAGACAUGUUUUAUUCCAAACUACCCUAUGAGAAAGGAUUCCAUUUCCUGUAUUUUCUACAGGUGCUUCUUGGGGGCCCUACGAUCUUUGAGCCGUUCAUGAAGGCCUACGUUGAGGAUUUCAAGCUCAAGACACUAACAACUAACGACUUCAAGGAAUAUUUUCUAACAUACUUUGAUGGCCAUCCAUGUGUUGGAGGCAUUGACUGGGAUGCGUGGCUAUACUCACCAGGCCUGCCUCCACGGGACAACUACUAUGACCUUUCCAUGGCAAAAGCCCCCUAUGCACUGGCGCAAAAGUGGCACGAGUCAGACGCGACAGGUGUGGGAGGAGGGGGCCCAGCUGGGGUGUCCAGUGCUGACAUGGACAAUUGGACAUCAGGCCAGACCGAUGCAUUCCUGGCCAAGCUUCUGGGACUGCGGUCCAUGGUGCCCAUGCACAAGACCCUCACGCGCAAGAUGGCCAACAUCUAUGGAUUGGACAAUGUAAAGAAUUCCGAAAUUCGGUUUGGGUGGCUCAAGCUGUGCGUCAUGGCCGAGGACGAAGCAGUCGUCGAUAACUUGGUCGACUUCUUGAAGUUGCAGGGACGCAUGAAGUUCGUGCACCCGCUGUACAAGGCCUGGGGAGCUUCGAAGAUGGGCAGGGACGCAGCCCCACGCCUGUUCCGGGAGGUGGCUCACUCGUAUCAUCCCACCGUGAGGAAGAAGGUCGCUAGCACUUUGGGUAUCAGCGCAUGA